UUUUUGCAUAUAAUUUUUUUUUAAUUCUGCUUCAUAUGAGUACAAAAACAAGUCAAUCAGUAGUGGUGCACGAUUAGUACUCAAUGGAAUACCAACCGUUUGCUGCGAUAUCAAUCCACCAAACACCAAAAAAUGUUGUCGAUCUAAAGUCUAGCAUCGUGAUGGUACCAUUUUCGAUGUAUUUGUUAUCGAUAUUAGUGUGAUUGUUCCCAAAGUUAUACAUUUAAUGACCAUUUACAGAAUUAAAAAUAUCCUUAUUAAGAAGAAAAGAAUUUAUUUGAAAUGUACAUUUUUUAGAGAUACAUAAAGUACUUUUUUUGUUAUCUAUUAUACCCUUUAUUUAGAAAAAAGUGAUUUUACUGUGCUUAUUUUAACAUUGUAUAGAAUUGAGAAUGGAAAUGGGGAAUGUGUCAAAGAGACAACAACCCGACCAUAGAGCAGACAACAGCCGAAGGCCACCAAUGGGUCUUCAAUGCAGCGAGAAACUCCCGCACCCGGAGGCGUCCUUCAGCUGGCCCCUAACCAAAUAUGUAUACUAGUUCAGUGAUAAUGGACGUCAUACUAAACUCCAAAUUAUACACCGGAAACUAAAAUUAAAAAUGAUACAAGACUAACAAAGGCCAGAGGCUCCUGACUUGGGACAGGCGCAAAAAUGCGGCGGGGUUAAACAUGUUUUUUGAGAUCUCAACCCUCCCCCUAUACCUCUAGCCAAUGUAGAAAAAAAACAAACGCACAACAGUACGCACAGUAAAACUCAGUAUAAGAGAAGUCAGAGUCCGAUGUCAGAAUAGGAAACAAAAGAAAAUAAACAAAAUGACAAUAAUACAUAAAUAACAACAGACUACUAGCAGUUACUGACAUGCCAGCUCCAGACCUCAAUUAAACUGAUUGAAAGAUUAUGUCUUCAUCAUAUGAAUAUCAGGCACAAUCCCUCCUGUUAGGGGUUUAGUAUUAUACCGUCAUAAAAUAUACAAAGACCCUAUAAGUGAAUCAAUAUUAAAGCCAAAAUAUGCAAUCUUUAAUGACCUGACAAUAGUAUCGUAACUAUAUCCCUUCUUAAUAAGUCUGUUUAAAGGUUUUGUUAGCUUUUGAGGUGAAUACUGACAUUUUUGUGCUUUGUAAAGAAUAUUACCAUACAAGAUUGGAUGUGAAAUACCCGAACGUAUAAGAUGUCUGCAUGUUGAGUUAUAUUUACGAAUGAUGUCCUUAUACCGAUGAUAAAAUUUAGUAAAUGUUUUGACAAGUUUAUGAUAUCGAAAACCUUGGUGUAAUAAUUUUUCAGUAAUACAUACAUUUCUCUCGAUAAAAUCUAAUACGUUGUUACAUACACGAGCGAAUCGUACAAGUUAAGAUAUAUAAACACCAUAAGAUGGUGACAAGGGAACGUCACCAUCUAAAAAUGGAUAAUUAACGAUAGGAAAUGAAAAAUCAUCUCUUUUAUCAUAAAUUUUUGUAUUAAGCUUUCCGUUAAUGAUAUAGAUAUCAAGAUCGAGGAAAGGACAGUGGUCAUUGUUAGUAUUAGCUUUAUUUAAAGUAAGUUCAACAGGAUAAAUUUCUUUAGUAUACAUACUGAAGUCGUCAUUAUUGAGAGCCAAUAUAUCAUCCAAAUAUCUAAAAGUAUUGUUAAAUUUUCGUAAAUAAUUUGACGAAAUAAAUCUAUAUUUGUAAGGUGAUUUGUGUAGCUUCGGAAGCCAGUACAUAGUUGGGACUUUCAUUGUAUUUGGUUCUGCUUGUAAAGAAGCAGCUAAUAGUUUAUGUUUGUUACAUAUAUCGAUUUCUGAAAAUGAAGUCAGUUGGAAUGUUGGUGAAUUCGUUCUUUUAUGCGUCUUUGGUUAGUUUUAAAUGAUCGGAAUUAAAAGUGGAUUGAUUGAGAUCUAAAUUAAACUCGCUACAUGUUCAGUGCCUGUCUCAAGUCAGGUGCCGCUUUUCUUAUCGUAAUAUGUGUUUUUUGUCAUUUUGGGAUUUGGCGUUAAUUAUAGAUUUUUGAUAGUAUUUUUUUAAUUUUAGUGUAUCCAAUACUUUUCUAUAUUGGGCGAUUUAGAGAUAUACGUGUUGCAUAGACAUAUGUCUAUUGUUGAAGAUCGCAUAAUAUCUAGUUUUUAUGUUAAUAUUUUUGUUGCUGUAUCAUCUACAUAUCUUGUUUAUUCAUUUCAAUCCUUCAUUCAGUUAAUCCGUCAAUUCGCCAAUCCAUCUUUCUUUUAAGUGAGACGAAACAAGAUAUGUAUCCAUAAGACAUACUCAGUGUACUGUUUUGAUUAAGUGCCGAAUUUACCAUGUCCUAUCUCCCAACAGAUCGACUUAGCCCAUGUCCACCAUUUUCUUAUGUCGGCGUGGACACAUUCGGUCCAUGGUCCGUCGUAUUUCGUAAAACUAGAGGAGGCUCAGCCAACCAGAAACGUUGGGCGUUACUGUUUACAUGCAUGACCACACGCGCUGUGCAUAUCGAAGUGAUAGAAGACAUGUCAACCUCGUCUUUCAUCAACGCUAUGAGACGCGUAAUUGCAGUUAGAGGUCCUAUCAUACAAUUUCGUUCUGAUCGAGGAACUAAUUUCAUUGGAGCAACAUCAGAGCUCAAUAUUGACCCUGAAUUUGUCGAAAAAGGACCAAUCAAGAAAUUCUUACUGAAAUCCGGAACUACCUGGAAAUUCAAUCCACCAUAUGCACAUCAUAUGGGCGGCUCAUGGGAGAGACCAAUCGGUGUUUCUCGUCGGAUACUCGACAGCUUGUUAUUGAAAAACAAAAGUAGGACAAUUACACACGAAGUGCUUGUUACUCUCAUGGCUGAAGUUAUGGCCAUCAUAAACAAUAGACCAUUACUACCAGUUUCGACUGAUCCAGAGUGUCCCAGUAUUUUGAGUCCGUCGUCACUUCUUUCGAUGAAAACUUCACCAGACGUGAAACCGUUUCCUUUAUUCGGUCCAAAGGAUAUGUUGAAAGCUCAAUGGAAAUGUGCACAAGGAUUAGCAGAAGAGUUUUGGCGUAGAUGGAAAUCCGAAUAUCUUCAUGAACUUCAGAUUCGUACAAAGUGGCAAACUGACCGUCGUAAUCUACAAGUUGGUGACUUAAUUCUCAUGAAAGAUCAGGAUGCGCCACGUAAUUCAUGGCCCGUAGGACUUGUGGACAGGAUAUUUCCUAGCUCGGAUGGCAAAAUUCGUAAAGUGGAAGUCGCCAUCGUCAAAGACGGAAAGCGCACAACUUAUUCCAGACCAAUUACCGAAUUGGUUACUCUCCUUGAAGCUGACUGACUAUAAUAGUGACAUUGUGUUUUAUUCAAUCACAUUUAAUACACGAACAAUUAGUAUAACAUUGUUAGGGAAACACAUGUUAAUUUGUCAUAUGACAUUAUCUUUUAAUUUUGAAAAUGUAGUGAUUUCAUAACGAAAUCAGAGGAGGAGUGUACUGUUUUGAUUAAGUGCCGAAUUGACCAUGUCGUCCCUUUCUUAUAAUUUCAUUCCCCUUUCUCAUCAAUCCCUCGAUUAUUGUCAAAACUGAAACACGUUGUUUUUCUACUUGGAAGUUUUAUCCACCACUAGAUUUUUCACCCUCUCCGGGGGUCUGUAUACCAAUAAACUGUUGAUCUCUCAACGACUUAUCAGUACAGUGAAAAAUCUACAUUAUAGAGAUAAACCCAAGAUAGAUUCAACAUGUCACAGUCAGAAUCCGUUUCUAGAACACUUACAUCUGAUGGAGAUCACCUUUUCCAACAGUCUAAUGAACGACAUCAAUACAAUAUUAGAACUAUUAAGAGAGAUAUCGACGCUAUUAUACUAGACGUAGAAGAUAAUCCAGUGGUGGACCUCUCCACAGCGUCGACGUACAGAGAUGAAAUUUCAAAACUAUCAGAAAAGUUUGAAAAAGUAGCUAACACAUGUUUUGAUUUCUUAAAAUCAUAUAGGACAAAAGAAAGUGAAAUCGAGCAUGCAUCAUUUAAAGUGUCAUUCUAUGCGUUAAAGGCCAAAAUAUCCGACGUCAAACAACAUCUUAGUGAAUUGCUACCUAGAAGUUCCAACCAAGAUAGUGAACGAACUCUUAAAAGUCGUAGCUCCCAUCAUAGUUCCCGUCAUACUUGGUCAACAAGAAACUCGUCACUUAAUGCUCAAUCAGAGAUUCUUAAACAAACUGUGAAACUGGAAACCGCAAGGACACAACUUAAAUAUGCCACAGAGGAGGCAGAACUGUUGCAUCGUGAAGCUACACUCAAAGCAGAGAGAAACGUCCUCUCUAUGAAGCGAGAAGUCGACGAAGCUGAGUCGGGAUUGCAAGCCGUUAAGAAGGCUUUGAAUUAUGAUCCUAAUGACUAUGGUGAAAGUUAUGAACCACCAAUAAUUGCUAAUCCGGUAGUUCAGCAUGCUGAUGUGGACAGGAUAUCUGAAAGAAAGUACCGUAGUUCUAAAGUACCAGAUACACAUAACAUUACAGAACGACGUACAGCAGAAUUUGUGGAGCAACAGCGCUCACAGCAUGCUUCUCAUUUGACCAAAAAUGACCUUCAAGCAAACAGUGUUAACAUUCCUGUUCAUUCUUUAGGACCAUUGAAUCCGACAGCACGACUUUUUGUUCCGACCCAGAGGAACGAAGCACAAGAAUUGGCCAAGUUUAUGGUAAAGAAAGACUUGAUUACAUCUAGGCUCAUAUCAUUUGAUGACCAACCUUCACAUUACUCAUCUUGGAAAAUUAGUUUUCAACACAUAAUGACCGAGUUAGAUACUAAUCCUUUGGAACAGUUGGACCUUCUAAUGAAGUAUUUGGGACCAAGCUCAAAACAGCAUGCUCAGAACAUUAGAUGUGCUAAUGCCAAUAAUCCGGCUACUGCAGUGCGGCUUAUAUGGGAACGCAUAGAUGCUAGAUUCGGUAGUCCAGAGAUGAUCGAGUCGUCACUUCACUCACGUAUAGUUAACUUCCCGAAACUUUCAAACAAUAACCGAAAGGAGCUCUUCGAGUUAGCGGACUUAGCUGCUGAGAUCGAGUCUAUUCGCAAAGAUGAAAAGUUUGCCACCACAUCGCUUACUUUGAUUCGUCUCUAGGUGUGAAUCGUUUUGUAACCAGAUUUCCUUACAGUAUUCAAGAAAAAUGGACUACUACUGCCAAUGGUUAUAAGUCAAAAAACCAUGGAGCAUAUCCGCCAUUCUCCUUCUUUGUGCCGUUUUUGCAAAACAUUGCUAAAGUGCUUAAUGACCCUGGAUUUUUAUAUGACAAUCAAGACACCAAACCGACCACAUCUAAACAAACGAGAGUACAAAAUCGUUUUCGAAGUCCUGCGCAAGUUUCAAGCAUUAAAACCGACAUUGGACACAGUAUUAAUAGACCACCUAUUCAGAAGCAAAAUGAGGACUUGUGACCCCUCCAUGGAACUAAUCAUACACUUAACACGUGCCGUGGUUUCCGUUCUAAACCAUUGUCAGAGAGACUUGAUUUAAUUAAGCAGAAAGGUUUGUGUUUCAAGUGUUGCGGACCUAAGAGACAUUUCCGUGACAAAUGUAAAGAGGAUGUCAAAUGCGGUGUGUGUGGUUCUCGUGACCAUCCGUCAGUGUUACAUGUAGAUAUUACAGCCGAACCCCAGAAAAAGCACGAGGAGGAGAAUUCUAAGGAACAGAUUAGCAGCAAAUGCACCAAAAUAUGUGACUCGAUACACAAUACCAGUAAAUCAUGUGCUAACUUAAAGAUAGUACUCGCCAAAGUAUAUCACUCUGAUAGACCAGAUCAUCUCAAAACUGUUUACUGUGUGAUCGAUGACCAAAGUAACAGGACUUUAGCAACGUCAGAUUUCUUCAACUUCUUCGGAGAAAACGACACUGAAACCGAAUAUGUACUUGCUUCUUGUGCAGGAAGGUUCGUUACUAGUGGACGAAGAGCUUCCGGAUACGUGUUAGCGUCGCUUGACGGAUCAUCCUGUCUUAACGUACCUGAAAUAAUCGAAUGUAAUGACAUUCCAAACAAUCGGGAGGAAAUACCCUCAUCUGUUGUAGCUUCAAGUUAUCCGCACAUGAUGGACAUAGCAAGUUGUGUUCCUGACAUUGACAACCAGUCUGAAAUACAGAUGUUAAUAGGCCGUGACCUUAUUAGAGCACACCAUGUUAUUGAACACCGUGUAGGAGCUGACGAAGUACCGUAUGCACAGCGUUUACCUUUAGGAUGGGUUAUUGUAGGCAAUGUAUGUCUUGGUAGGUUUCAUGGACAAAAAGUAGUUAAUGUAAACAAAACUGUAAUCUUAGGCAACGGACGACCUACUUUAUUGUCUCCGUGUGAUAGUGAGAUGUCAGUUAAAUUAGACCCAAUCUUCGACAAGACUAAACUAGACGAAAAUCAAGGUGUGUCAAUAGAGGAUCAAACCUUUUUGAAUAUAAUGUCAUCGGGAUUCUCCAAACAAGAUGAUGGACACUGGAUCGCUCCACUACCAUUUAAACCCAACAAACCUUCUUUAGAAAACAACAAACAAAUUGCAGAGCGUAAAGCUAAAUCGUUUGAUAUGAAUUUACGUUGCAACUCCGUAAAGCGCACACAAGUGUUAGAUUUUAUGCAGAAACUGUUUGAUCGAGAACAUGCCCAGAUAGCACCCAAACUAUCGCCAGGUACUGAGUGCUGGUACUUGCCUAUGUUCGCAGUGUAUCAUCCGAGGAAACCAGAGAGUGUAAGAGUAGUUUUCGACUCUUCUGCAAAACAUCAUGGACUAUCUUUGAACGACGUCUUGUUGAAAGGUCCAGACAUUUAUAACAGCCUUCUUGGAAUAUUACUCCGUUUUAGGAAAGAGGCUUACGCCGUUACCGUUGAUAUCGAACAAAUGUUUCAUAGCUUCAGAGUCAUAGAUGAACAUAGACGUUUCUUGCGCUUCCUGUGGCACAAGGACAACUAUUUAAAAAACCACUUACAGAAUAUCAGAUGUUAGUACACGUCUUUGGAAACAGUCCGUCCCCAGCAGUGGCUACGUAUGGUCUGAGACGAACUGUCCAACGCGCUGAACUUGAUGUGAAAGACUUUGUUAGCAACGACUUUUACGUAGAUGAUGGACUUACCUCUUGUGCAACUCCAGAGGGAGUUAUUGAUCUUGUUCAAAGAACUAAGAAAACUUUAUACGAAAACGGUAGACUUAGAUUGCAUAAAGUUGCAUCUAACAGCAGGUUAGUGCUAGAAGCAUUUCAUUCAGAUGACCUUGCCAAAAAUCUCAAGGACCUUGACCUUGGAUCGGCAGAUCUCCCGAUGCAGAGAAGCUUAGGUCUCUCAUGGGACACAGAACUGGACGAGUUUACCUUUAGUGUGUCUUCCGACAUCAAGCCAUUUACACGCCGCGGAGUCCUAGCAACAAUCAACAGUCUGUAUGACCCAAUUGGCUCUGCUGCACCAGUUAUCAUUAGAGGCAAAUUACUCAUGCGUCAAAUGCUCUCGUCUUCAUCUACUAUUGAUUGGGAUGAUCCACUUCCAGAAUUACUGAAUCAGCAAUGGGAAUCGUGGGUACAUUCAUUGAGCGAACUUGAAAAUUUGCGUAUAUCUAGAAAGUACAAUGGACCUUCAUUCGCCAAUAGUGUUAAACGGGAGGUUCACAUAUUCUCAGACGCUUCUAAAGAUGCAAUCGCAGCUGUUGCAUAUAUUAAAUUGUAUAGUGCAAAUACUGUUAACAUUAGCUUUCUUUUCGGGAAAGCCAAAGUUGCCCCGUCUCACGGACACACAAUCCCCCGUCUGGAACUGUGUGCUGCAGUCUUAGCAGCAGAGCUGAAUAUACAGUACUGUUUGUAUUUUUUUAUGUAUGCAUUUCCCCCUAAAAUACCAUUCAUUAUUUGUCAAUCCCACAUGUUAGGAUUUAUUUUUGUGUUUUAUUGAUGUAGACAAGGGUCACGCUCGAAUUUUCUAGAAAUACAGUCCCGCACAGUCUCAACGUGUGUAAAAUUUAUAUCGUGCGUGGUAUGAAGAGUACAGUCAAUGACAAAUGCAACCUUUCAAUUUUCUUGCAUAUUUAGAUAUGUGUGUGCAAUCUUUUUCUGAUAUAUAAAUGUUGUAUUUCGAAGUGUAGUGUACAAGAGUAUUGAACUGUAUAACCAUUUUCUUUGUGAAUGUACUACUAUUUGACAUUUAUUGUAUAGGUGUUGCCUUAAUAGUAUGCUUAUGAUUGUUAUUUUGUACUUUCAGUUUUUCACCCUCUCCGGGGGUCUGUAUACCAAUAAACUGUUGAUCUCUCAA
Molecule: messenger RNA, 8169 nt
Organism: Mytilus californianus (California mussel)
Lineage: Eukaryota; Metazoa; Mollusca; Bivalvia; Mytilida; Mytilidae
Product: cytidine deaminase-like
Exons: 2
Coding region: 3645-5024 (459 amino acids)
Cellular component (GO): cytosol
Molecular function (GO): cytidine deaminase activity; zinc ion binding
Source: RefSeq, a predicted model, not a curated record